Sphaeramia orbicularis (orbiculate cardinalfish) is the source of this 1033-nucleotide messenger RNA. RefSeq names its product scavenger receptor cysteine-rich type 1 protein M130-like. The coding region runs from base 1 to 999 and encodes 332 amino acids. Gene Ontology annotation, cellular component: membrane. Lineage: Eukaryota; Metazoa; Chordata; Actinopteri; Kurtiformes; Apogonidae. The transcript has 7 exons. The record is from RefSeq and is a predicted model, not a curated record.
AUGGACCACACCGUCUACAUCCUGGUGUUCCUUUCCAUGAACAUUCCAGGGCUCCUGCCUAAAAACAACACCACUUCAACAGAGUCUGUCCACUUCAGGUUGGUUGGAGGAGCCAAUCAUUGUCAUGGUAGCCUGGAGAUGAAACGACAGGAUGGAAACUGGAAACCAGUGAAUGGGUUACUCUGUCCUGGAGCUGAGAUGUUCAGGGGGACGCUCUAUGGAGAAGCAGAGGCUCCUGUGCUGCAGACGUUCCAGUGUGAAGGCCAUGAGUCUGCUCUGCUGGACUGUGGAAGCUCAGGGUCACAGAACUGCUCAUCUGGAACCGCUGUGGACCUUAUCUGCACAGAUCCUGAUGAUGUCAGACUGGUGGGAGGAGUCAGUCGCUGUAACGGUGAAGUAGAGAUGAAAUAUCAGGGAGAGUGGAGAUACAUGGGAUAUUAUAAUUCCUUUGACCCCUGGACCCUGAAGGCAGCAGAUGUCAUAUGUCGUCGACUGGACUGUGGAUCUGCUGUUUCUAGGAGAGGAUUUUAUUCAUCUAGUCCUACGUGGUCCAUCAGCCCCUACUGUCUUCUGUCUACAUCUACACUGAAGGACUGUGUGAAAACGGAUUCUGGCUUCGGAGGCUACAUCCUGUCCCUCACCUGUUCAGACUCUGUCAGACUGGUCCAUGGUUCCAGUCUGUGUUCAGGCAGACUGGAGGUUCGGUCCAACCAGUCCUGGACCUCAAUGUGUGAAGAGGGUUUGGACCUUAAUGAUACCCAAGUGGUCUGUAGGGAGCUGGGCUGUGGGGCUCCUGGGCUUCUCCAGGGGGGGCUCUAUGGAGAGGGGGAGGCUCCAGUCUGGACCAGUGAGCUCCAGUGUGAAGGCAAUGAGUCUGCUGUCCUGGACUGUAGAAGGUCCAGCUCCACUGGGAAGACCUGUUCACCUGCAACAGCUGCUGGACUCACCUGUACAGGUACCAAGGGGGCGUGGCUUUCAUAUGACAGUGUGUUUCUUUGACUCAUGUCUUUUUGUCUCUGCUUAGAUCCAGUUC